AUGGACAGAGUGCAGCUUGAGAUGGAGGGGAAUCAGCUCCAAGCUAGAGCUAUUGGCACCUAUGAUCAGCCUCAUAUCCAUGGGAAUAAGAUGGGCAUUAGAGCACGAGCUGUGGAGAACAACAACUUUGAGAUCAAAUCCAGCUUGAUCAACAUGAUAGAGAACAACAAGUACCAUGGUCUUUCUUUGGAGGAUCCACUUGAUCAUUUGGACAAAUUUGUCAAGUAUUGUGGUUUGUCCAAGACCAAUAGUAUCCCUGAAGAUGCUUUCAAGCUGAGAUUGUUUCCAUUCUCCUUAGGAGACAAAGCUCACACAUGGGAGAAGAACAUCCCAAGUUUUGGAGAAGAAUACAAGAGGUUCAGAGGCUACUUAAACCAAUACCCACACCAUGGCUUCACCAAAGAGAGCUUGCUUAAUACUUUCUACAGAGAUGUCUUGCCUAAGUAUAGAAGCCGGCUUGAUACUGGUAGCAAUGGUAUCUUCUUGGGGAGAAAUAAAGUAGAUGCUGAGGAGCUUGUAGAGAACAUGGUUCAUAGUGAUUCAGUCUACAGUGAUGAGCAUGAUAGGAGCAACAUAGGCAGUGGAGGAGAUGAUCAAAACACAAGGAGAGAGUUGAAGGCUCUACAAUAUAAGAUGGAUUUGCUUCUUUCAGAAAGAGCCAAACAAGAGAAAUUGAACUUUGUUGGUGAACAGAUUCAAGAGGAGACAGUUGUGGUUCAUGAAGUUGAUGGUCUAGAAGGUCAAGAAGAGCUAUGUUUCGUGAAUGCUAAUGGGACAUGUUUGCCUAUGACUUCAAUCUCCAAGCGCCCAAUGGGAUCUCUACCAGAGAAAUUAGAGCAACACCCUAAAGAGUAUUGCAAUGCUAUCCUCUCUACUACUUCUGAGAUGGAUUUGAGUGAUCAUAGGAAAGAAGCUGAAGCACAGAUUGUGGAGAAGGUUGGACAGAGGGUUGAAGCAAAGAUUGUGACGAGAGCUGAGCACAAGGCUGAGAAACUAGUUAUUGAGAAUGUUGUCAAGAAGUUGAAGGAGGUUAAGCUGGAAGAAACCCAUGAGGUUGAGCAAUCACCCUAUGAUAGGCUCCCAUUUCCACAAAGGCUUCUCACAAAGGCUCAAAAGAAAGUGAUCUCCAAGUUUAGAAAAGACAUGGGUGUUGUAGGAGUCAAGCUUCCACAGAUAACGAAUAUGCAUGAUGCUCAUGUCCAAAUGAUGCUCAUCAAAGACAUUCUAGCUCACAAAGAAGAAGUAGGAGAGCUCCUAGACAUCUCUACUAUGCAGCUUGAUCCACCAGUCACACCAAAGUCCCUUCCCAAACUUGAAACCCAAGGGAAGUUCACCUUGUCUUGCUCCCUUGGUAAGUUUACACUUGAUGAUGCUCUUAGUCUUGGGAUUGAGAACAUGGAGCCAAACACAUCCUUACUAAUGUUUGGAGACUCCUCUUCUGCAACCCCAAUUGGUUUCAUCAAGAACUUUCCUUUGAAGAUUGGAGCUUGCACCAUUCCUAUUGACCUCACUGUUUUGAAGAUGGCAAAUAGGAAGAGAGUCCAAUUGAUCCUUGGAACACAAUUUCUCACAACAGUAAGAGCUUGCAUUGACUUUGACAACAAGAAGGUCACACUUCUAAAUGUGAACAAAGUUGUCUCUUACCCAAUCAAGUCUCUUUUGAUAAAUGUUGAGUUUUGUGGAACCAUCACUUGUGGAGAACUUCAACAUGAGAAGAUCAAAGAUGAAGUGAUGGCUAGUGAAAAAAAAAAUUCUUGA
This is a messenger RNA of Brassica napus (rape), 1758 nucleotides long. RefSeq lists its product as uncharacterized. The record is from RefSeq and is a predicted model, not a curated record. The transcript is spliced from 5 exons. Bases 1 to 1758 code for a protein of 585 amino acids. NCBI's taxonomy places the organism in Eukaryota, Viridiplantae, Streptophyta, Magnoliopsida, Brassicales, Brassicaceae.